Ziziphus jujuba (common jujube) is the source of this 723-nucleotide messenger RNA. Its product is annotated as 7-deoxyloganetic acid glucosyltransferase-like. NCBI's taxonomy places the organism in Eukaryota, Viridiplantae, Streptophyta, Magnoliopsida, Rosales, Rhamnaceae. The record is from RefSeq and is a predicted model, not a curated record. The coding region runs from base 1 to 723 and encodes 240 amino acids. The transcript has 2 exons.
AUGUCACCUUUGUUAAUACCCACCAAAACCAAGCGCUUAGCUAACCUCCAAGCCCUCACAACCCAUUUUCCAAACCUUCAUUUCGAGUCCAUCUCCGAUGGCCUUCCCGACGAUCACCCUCGAACCCUUUUUCAGGAUUUCUUCGAGGGGAUGAAGACCAAAACUAAGCCAAACUUCAAAGAGCUUAUUGUCUCCCUCAACAAAAAGUCCGAGAAUAAUUUGUGCCCACCAGUCACUUGUAUUAUUGGAGAUGGAGUUAUGUCUUUUCCCAUUGAAGUAGCGGAUGAGCUAGGGAUUCCUAUAUUUUCAUUCUAUGGUACUAGUGCUCGUUUCUUAUGGGCAUUUUUCAAUAUCCCCAAGCUCGUUGAAGAGGGGCAGAUUCCCUUUUCUGAUGACAACAUGAAUUAUGAAAUUCAUAGUGUUCCAGGACUCGAAGGCCCAUUAAGGCGCAAAGAUUUACCAGAAUUUUGCGCUUUGAAAGAAAUAGACCACAAUAUGAUUAAUUUCUUUGUUGGAGAAACUUUUGCCAUUACUAAAACUUCAGGUCUUAUACUCAACACCUUUGACGAAUUGGAAAUUGAUAGCGUCCAAAAUGUUGCUACCAAAGGUAGCAAGCUCUACACUGUUGCACCUAUCAAUGCUCUUUUGCAAUCUCAAAUUGGACCUCGAGCUCAGUCGAUUGCAUCACUCGUUCUCUCUGGGAUGUGGAACAAAAUUGCAUAA